This is a messenger RNA of Drosophila arizonae, 971 nucleotides long. RefSeq lists its product as uncharacterized. The record is from RefSeq and is a predicted model, not a curated record. Lineage: Eukaryota; Metazoa; Arthropoda; Insecta; Diptera; Drosophilidae.
AAAAAAAAAAAAAUGUAUAAAAGAACUAUAUCUAAAUAAGACUUGUAACUGAAAAUUGUGAAACCAAAAUUCAAGAAAAUUCUAUUGCCAAACAAAGAACACGCAUAGGCAACAUGUCGACUGAGCGCUGUCAAUUCUGCGUGAGUGUGCGAUCCUUUGUGAAGAGCACGCUCUAUGUGGACGCCUAUCUGAUCGUGUUGGCCCUGCCGCAGUGGAUGGUAUUGUCGAUGCUGGCCUCGAAGGAGCAUAUACUCUAUACGCUCGGCUGCUUCGUGGCAUCGUUCUUGCUGCUGAGCGUCAUACAGAAGAGCGACACACUCAAGUACCGCUGGCCCUGGAGAUGGAUGGCCAUGGGCUGCUGCUACGAGCUGCUGACCAUUGGCCUGGGCACAUUCCUGAUGAACAUCACCUUUCAGCAUACCAUGACCUUGGUCUCGGCCUCGAUGAUGAUCUGUAAUUUGGUCUAUGUGAUAUGCUUCUUUAUCAUUAACGCCUUUCAGCUGCCCAAUCCCUACAAGCUGGCCGGACUGGCCAUAGUGGGCCUGCUGCAGGUGUUUGUGCUGUUGGCCGUGUCCACGGUAUAUUACUCGCCACUUCUGCUAGAUCUGGCCCUGUUGCUGUUCGUGCUGAGUAUACUGAUCAUAUUGGUGUCUGUGGUGCUGAUUUCCUAUAAUAAUCAUGGUGUAUUGAUACGAGACGAUGCCCUGAUGAUGGGCUUUCUGAUCUAUGUGAACUAUGUGCUUAUUAUGCUGGCCUGCUUCAUAUGCUAUCAACGCUUCAACAGCAACUCAAACAGCAGGCGCAGCAGCUCCAAUGCUGGCAAAAAAUAAAGGCCGCCUCACCUAAUGCCCGUUGACGUGCUGGCAUGCAAGGCUGCGGCUCAAUAACGCCCACCAGCCAAAUACAACUAUAAUCUAUACACACAUGUACACCACACACACAAACAUACACACGCAUAUAUGCAUGUAUAU